AUGAUAUCCAAGUCAUCGCUAUCGUCGCUAUCAAGCCGCAGUCUUCCAAAGAGAGGGCUAUCAUCGAAACCAUAUUGUCAUGGUGAAAUGAAGGUACCGCGGUGUUUGGGAAAGAAGCGCUCUCUAUCAUCUUCUUCCACUGCUGCGUCAUCAGCAGUAGCAGCAUCAUCAUCAUCAUCAUCAUCAUCGACGUUCAUCGGCAGUAAUCAUCAAGAUGACAUCAUCUUCCAUUGUAGAAGCCGACCAAAUAGCUGCUCGUUUCGUAAUCGCAGCUACAGCAGCAGCAGCCUUCUGAUGAAAAGUGCAAUGGAAAAUGUCAUGGACGAGGAUGAGAAUAAUACUAAUAACAACAAAACUGCUUUGGUUCACUACCCAGGCACCACUCGACUCUCGUAUCCAAAUGACAACAAUGCUGAGAAUGACGAGUCUUUUGAAUUGGUAUUGGACGACUUUACGAUUGCCAAACCCGAACGAAAAGGAGGCGGCCAUCUUUUACUAGGACGAAAUGGAUCUGGCAAGUCACUCUUGGUGGAUUUCUUGCACAAACCAGAGAAAUAUUGCAAUAAUAAAGGAGCGUCGACGACCACUCAUGAAGCCUACGACGUUGCGUCCGUCUCCUUUGACUCGCACAAAGAACUCCUUCGGGAUCAUCCGGAUGCAUCCGUCUAUCGAAUCCUUACCGAGGAUGGCUUUGGCGGAACCCUUUCGAAGUCGGCGCAAUACCUCGUCGUUCGAUUUGGUCUCUUUCCAUUGUUGUACCGAAAAGUGUCGACCUUGUCCACGGGAGAGAUUCGCAAGGUCCUCAUUAUUCGUGCGCUCUGCGAUGGUGGUGCCAAUGCUCAAGUUGAUCUCUCCAAACAAAAGUUUCGUUCCAAGCACAAGGAUCCCAAACUCUUGAUUUUGGAAAAUGCCUUUGAUGGACUUGAUUCGGAUUCUCGACUCGAGCUUCAAUCGAUUGUAAGUAAAACGAUCAAAGGAUUGGACAAGAGCGGCAAGCUGUUGAUUCAACAAGUCCAAGCCAGUAGUGUCCGUCCCAUUCAAGUAUUCAUGAGCACCCAUCGGCCCGAAGAAAUCAUGGACGAAAUAUCGACCGUGAGCAUGGCCAUUUCGGAAAGCGGCACCACUUCUGACAACAACAACAACAACAACAACAACAAAUGCAAAGUGGUGACCUUCGAACGACCCAAAGACAUGACUCGGGAAACCCUCCUUCGCACUGCACUGGAGCUGGACGACUUUACCCCUGAGGAUUCUUCGGAAACUACUACUACUGCUCUGGCACAAGCGGACGACGAUCUCGCGUUGCCGUCGCUGGAAGCAAUUAGAGCCGCAUGGCAAAAUGACAAUGCUACACACAAUACUACCCCAGACGUCCUCCUUGGGUUGGAUCAGGUUCAAAUCCAAAGGCCAAAGGAUACUAUUGCGGAAGAUGAAUCCCCACAAGGCAAACCGCAAUCGUCGUCCAAUGAUGAUAAUGACAACUUGGUGACAUUGCUACAUGAAUUGAGUUGGAAGAUUGAAAAGGGGCAGCGUUGGAUCAUUGCCGGUGGGAAUGGUGCUGGAAAAUCGACCUUGACUCGAUUUUUGUUGCAGGGAAGUGGACUUGGAUCCACACGAGACAACAAAGACAAAAUAUCUGGCCAGUAUCACAUUGAUCCGGCCACCAAGGUUGGGUGGAUGUCGACCGAAUCUCAUCUCCAAAUGGUGGUGGGACAACAGCAACAGCAACCACAACAACCACAACAGCAAGAUGAUGAUAAUGAAGAGACAAACAAUGACAUCGGAGUUUGGGAUAUUCUAUGUGACCAUGGAAGAAUACCAGAGAACGUGGCCAACACCUUUGCCAGCUGGGUUGUCGGAGAUUCAGCUCGACUGGAACAUAUCAAGACGCUUCCGUUCGAUCAACUUUCUCAGGGCGAGCAAAAGUUGGUGCUGCUUUCGGCAACCCUGGCCAGACGACCCAAUCUGUUGAUUCUGGACGAACCAACGACAGCGCUGGAUUCCAUUGCUCGGAAGCGAGUAUUGGCUCUGUUGGAACGAAUCUGUCAAGCCACCCAGGACGACCUAACUCUGAUUCUAAUCACGCAUUACCAAGACGAAUGGGUCCCAUCAGUGUCGCAUGUAUUGAAUCUGGUCCGUGGUAAUACCACAUUCCAAGGGCCAAAGUCAGAAUACGUUUCAGAGUAA
Cylindrotheca closterium is the source of this 2187-nucleotide messenger RNA. NCBI's taxonomy places the organism in Eukaryota, Bacillariophyta, Bacillariophyceae, Bacillariales, Bacillariaceae. The record is from the annotation of a GenBank genome assembly.